Porites evermanni is the source of this 5596-nucleotide messenger RNA. The record is from the annotation of a GenBank genome assembly. NCBI's taxonomy places the organism in Eukaryota, Metazoa, Cnidaria, Anthozoa, Scleractinia, Poritidae.
AUGAAUCCUCCGUGUGCACGCUGUAAGAAAACUGUCUACCCGAUGGAAAAACUUAACUGCCUUGACAAGGUGUGUUGGCUCGCUGUGAAGUAUGAGAUCCAUUACAUGCGCGUGCAAGUAACGCUCAUGUACUUACUGUCCGAAUCUAACAUAUAUACGUUUUUGUUAUUUUUUCUCAAAGUAUUGGCACAAGGGUUGUUUUACUUGCGAGGUUUGCAACAUGACUUUAACAAUGAAGAAUUACAAGGGAUACAACAAAUUGCCUUACUGCAAUCCGUAAGUUUAAGCUUAAAUAUUUUAAGUCCUGCAUAUUUAUACUCUCUUUCUAUUCAUCCAUGCUUUGUCUAUCUGAAUGUCGUUAUUUAUGUUUUUAUAUAUUUUCAAUUUUAAUCUAACUAAUUGCUGAGACCCCUGUGUCUCUAGAAGGUUAGUCUUGCGUGUACUGCGCGCUGACAGCACAAGAUCCUUACAUUAUUUUCUUCCAGUUCCUCGAAAUGCAUGUUCUCAGUUUCCAGAAACCAAGCAAGAUAUUUUUCAUCCUUUCUUCUUCGGUUAAACCGAAACAGCUCCGGAAUCUGUAUGCAUUGAUUUAUAUUUCUUUUGUAUGUCUCUGUUUAGUUAACCUAAUAAUUCUUCCGAAUCGAUUCUGCUUGCAGGCACGUUUUAGAAUGUUUGAACGCAUUCUGGAACGUAAUUUAAUGACCGCGUGCUAAAAUAUCUGUCAUCCAAAUAAUUUUUACUCUAUUUUAUACUGCUGAAAGCAACUCCCAAAACUGAGGUUAUGCCAUGAAUUGGAAUCUAUAAGUGCACUAAAGCUAAUUAUGUUGUACGGCGUGUGUACACAAGAUAUUGCAGCUGUAGUUUUCUUGUGUUACGUACGGGUUUGCUUCAGUCAACCGUCGCACCCUUUACAUCUUAGAAUUUAACGAUCAGCCUGUUACAAAGGUUAAAGGUAAUUCUUACGGAUCACAUAGAAAAUACCAAGAAAUUCCUAUUAUCUUUUAGUUACUGUUCCCACUACUAUCUCAGCAAAAGUUUAACUUGUCCAACUGUAAUGUUUACAUAAAGAUUGCGAGAAAUGCUUUUCAUGUCUCACACACGUUAGUGAAAUGUUAUGUCUGGACCAUUCAUCGUAAAUAAAUAAAUACUCACUAAACGUGGAAUAAGUGUCUGGAUGAAUAGGCUGUGCGUACAUUUAUGUAUUAAAACUAUUUUGUUCAUGUCACUUGAGACUUUUUUACUUACAAAUUCAUAAAAUUAUGAUGUAUUGUACAAAACAUUUAACAGUUAGCAUUUUGUCCUAUGUUUAAGUCUUCUGUAAGGAAGUAAUGUUUUGGGUUUACCUCGCUGUAAAAGCUGUGAAGUUUUUCUUUGUUUUCUAGCUGUUAUUUUCUUUGGCUCUAAUGUGUUGACUUCUCAGUGGCUUCCUUGCACUCAUUUUUUCACCUCACCCAUGAGUUUCACAGGUUUUUACACCAAGGAUGAGCCGAUGUUUUGUUAUCCAUGCAGAUGAAGCAAAACCCAGGAAGUGGUGGAUCCUUAAAUCUUUUUCUAGUGGUACCCUGGUUCUCCAGCCUCUCUCUUUUUCCCCCAAUACCUUGAUGAUAAUGAUGAUGUUAAUGAUAAUGAUAAUAAUAAUAAUUAAUAAUAAUAAUAAUAAUAAUAAAUAAUAAUAAUAAUAAUAAUAAUAAUAAUAAUAAUAAUAAUGAUAAUAUUUCCUUUAUUUACCACCGGCAGUAUUUAUAGCUCUUAUUCUAGUGGGGCUGAGCAAAUGACACAAACAAAUAAUUCAAAUCAAACAUAACAGUAUUAAGAAUCCCAACUAGCUGGAUGCAAGCCAGCUAGCAGUUAGGGACAGUUAGGGAUUUCUUUUGGUUUCACUUCAGCCGUGAAAGCCCAAUCCAGCUCUUGGUAUUCAGAGAGUGAAGUGUGGCAUGAAACCAGAGAGUGGGAAAAAAUAAGAAAGAUAGAGAGGAGUAUCACAACUCCCCCAUCCCCCUCCCCCUGUGUUUUUCUUUCUCAUGGAGUUUGGCACCAUCCUCACAAUCUGAAUGACUGGAACAGGGUUUGAAAAUCUAUACCAGAGAACCUUCUCACAUGCUCUUAUAUUUCUAACAUAUGGAUAUAUGUUGCUUAUUCCAGGCAUUACCCAACUACAAAAUUCACAGCAGUGGCUGAUACCCCAGAAAAUAAAAGGCUGGCAGCGAACACCAAGAAGCAAAGUAAUGUAAGUCCUGUUUUUUUUAUUUUGCUCUAAUUUACUACUAUCUGUUCAUUAUUUCCCUGAGUCCUCUCUGUUCUCAUUAAUUUGUGCAUUGGGCAGGAGAAAACAUAAUUUCAAAAUGGCUGAAGUUCUUGCUCGCGUUUCUGUAACCAGAAAGAGAGGAGGGCUGUCAUUUAGAUUUCAAGUUGCCAGUUAAAUUCAACAAGUAGGCAGUAAAUUAAACAGUUAGGGAUUUCUUUUGGUUUUAUUUUUCUACUAUUUUCAUAUGAAAGUAGCCAGGGUCACUUUCUUGUUAGACAGGUAAUCCCCAGCCCCUGGCCCUAAUGACAGCUAUGAGAGAGGUUGAAUAGCCCCCAGCAUAACCCCACCCUGGAGUAUCCAGGGGUUAUUCUUCUGUAUCUCCUGACCAAUCCAGCAUGUUUAAGCUUACCAGAGACUGGAGUGUCCCAGCUGGCUUAGCUCCCUGGCUCAUUUAAAUAUGCAAGGCUUAUGACCACAAGUUUUACAAAAGCAAGAAGAGAUCACUGUAUUUGCAGGCUAGGCUGCACUACAAGAAAAAUUGAUACGAGGCUAGUGCUCUGAACCUGUGAAGUCCAGGAUGUCUAGCAUACGUGACUUUUUUUUAAACUAAGUUUUGGCACCAGCAAUGUUCUCCUUAUCAGGCAGUAACCGAUAAAAUUUACUGCCUGAAGCAACACUUCUUACCGUCUGCAACUGCUUGAAGGUUUACUAAAAUUAGAUAGGUAGUGUUAAUUAAAAAAUACGCAAGUGGCAUGAUCCGAUCAAGGAAUGAAAACAUACUAAAGUAUACACAGCUUUUCUUUUUUUGGAAUGAGAACAGUGAAUACAGAGUAAAAUUGUUGGGAUCAAAUGUGUUAAAUAAAUAAUUUAUUUAAAACAUUUGAUCCCCAUAAUUUUACUCUGUAUUCACUGAAUUAACAACAAGUGUUGUCUAAAGAUAUCAAUGGCCGAUUUCUGUAAUGAGGGAAAGACGUUUCAAAGAACUCAGCUUCUCCUAGGGUGGGGCCAUAUCUCUCACUCCACUACCCCCUUCCCCCCAGAAAAGUGCACCUCUGGGGCAGAUUUUUUACCUUAGAUGCCAUGAAUGGUCCCUUACCUGCUGUGCUAAAAUUUAGGGAGAACACUGACCAGGUGCCACUAGGUGCUGCUAGAGCACAGCCCUAAGCAGGUGGAGAGAUUUGUCUUACAGUGUGGACACUCAAACUAGGACACUUGGGAGAAGAUUGUCCAAUCACAGCGAUUUCUGAAAACAGAAUAUUCUGAAGGUUUUUUUGCAGACGGACCCAUAAGAUUCAAGGUUCAACUAUGCAAGCACUGAACACUUUGAAACCGUUUAACUUACCAGACCUCUCAGGAAACAGCCCUCAAAUUUAUUAAUGUUAUUGGUCCAUUUUGCUUUCAGAAAACGUGAUUGGAAGUCUUCUUCGUACUGUCCCGGUUUGAGUGUCUGCACCAUAAGCACUGUUUCUUGGUUUUUUUUUCAACCCAUGUUUAAUUAAGUUUCACUGUCAUGCAGAUUGAGUAUCAUAAGAAAUUUGAAGAAGAGAAAGGACACUACACUUCUGUUCCUGACGAUCCUGGAACAGUACAAGCACAGAGGAGUAGUAGCAUGGCUAGCCAAGUAGCUUAUACUCAUCACUCAUCAGGACAGAGUCGUCUUGGUAUACAGCAGCGGUCAGAAGCUGGUGAGCAAUGAUGUUACAUUGAAACACUCUAGACCAGUAGCCUGAAUUUCACCUGUCUCCUCGAAUCGCACACUUCGGAGAGAGAUAUCUGAGUCAAUGACUCAGUCGCGAGGACUGUCUAGUGAUGUCACUACCCCUUUGUUUUAAUUCAUGCCAAACUUAAAACCUGUGAACAAACUGUAAAUUAAGACAUCUCCCUAAGGAGUGUUACUACAACUCAAGGAGACAGCUAAGCUAAAAGAAGCCAUUAAUAAUUUUAACAAGUCAUUAGUUUUACAAGAAAGUUGUGAGUCUCUGUAACACUGGUCAAGCUUAGGUAAAAUUUGUUCUAGCUGGAGAGAGUGAUGCCUUUUGGUCUUUUCUUGCCUUUUAGAAGUGAGACAAAUCCAGCAACAGCGCCGAAUGUCUCAGGAACAUCCUUUAGCAUAUGAACAGCAGCCACCUCGGCAAGUUGCUCCUCCUCCCGAGCCUCAAAUUAGUGCCCCACCGCCACCCAGUGGAACGGUUUGUAUCCAAUCUGUCUCAAACUUAGGGAUUUAAUUAACUCUCUACGCAAGUACCCAGGAAAGUCCCUAAGAGCCGGCUGCCGGCUGCUGGCUUUUAAUUCAUUGGCUGAAAUAGAACUUACCACCGGUGCAAAUUGCUCUGAAGAAAAAAGACGUGAAAUUUUCAAGUUGCUGUUGAGUAAAAUAGCCUGCUUGACUGAUAAAAAAGCCUGCUCAUCUUUUCCUUAGCUACAUCCCUGGGUACCUGAAUUAAGUUGACACCUAGACACUGGGUUAGUUAGAAAUCAGCACUGCAUUCGUUUUUUUUUUUGCCAGCUUCUCUUCUUGUUGAGGUGUAGUGGCUGAGCAGUUAACACCUGAUACUUCAGAUCUGUAGGUUAAAGCCUCACAUUGACAUUGUUGCUGAAGACAGGAAGUUUUCUCCAAUAUGUUUGUCUUCACCAGAUAUUAUGGGUACCGAUGACCUACUGCUGGGAGUAAUCAUAUGUACCUGGGCUAUUUCUUUGAUUCUAUAUUAAAUUCCCCAGACCCUACGAUUGACCAACCCUUGAUUUCUCCUUGUAGUAAAACUCCUCAAUCAAACAUUGGUGUUGAUUUUUAAGCAAACUCUCCUCAUUAGCACCAUAGGAAAUGUAAAGGGGAGAGUGUUAAGAAUAUGCAUGAUGAUAUGAGCAAAAUCAGCCACCUAUUUCAGCAAUAAAGCUAACCACUUGAAAAUGGUUUGACAACCCUGCAUGAAGUUAAUCCCCACUUGUAAUCUUUUGACUCUUAAAGUUGGACUGCUCUCUAAGACAGGUACUCAUUCUUGAUGUCAGUGGAGUCAUUCUUAUAAACUAAAAUCCUGUCAUCUUUGUACCUUCCAGUUAUAAUCCAGAGGGGCGGGGUGGGGGAGGGGGGGGCACUGUUCUUCAUGAUGGGAAUCUGGAUGAGGUGGCAAUUAUUUAUUUGUACAUUCUCAAGUUGAAACACUAUUUUUUUUUUACAUUCAGAGAUACAUUGCAAUUUACGAUUACACAGCUGCUGAUGAUGACGAGGUCAGCUUCAGUGAAGGAGACAUUAUAGUAGACGCAACAAUUAUUGACGAGGGCUGGAUGGAAGGACGUGUUCAAAGGUCUGGCCAAUAUGGAAUGUUGCCAUCAAAUUAUGUGGAGAAAAUAUAA